AUGGGGCGAAGAGAUGAUGGAGACAGGGAUCUGGUAGAAGUUGUAACACAGAGGAGAGGUGGAAAUAUAUUUUCACACCGACUUCUUCAGCACAAAAUAAGGUACCUUAACGCUGUGGUUUACCUUGAUAAAUAUAUUGGAAUAUUCAAGAUGAGUAGCAACAACAGCACCAGCAAUGUUGAAACUGGCUGCAAUUCCCCUAAUGUGACAUUUCAGAACUCACUGUAUGCAACCACCUAUAUUCUCAUAUUCAUCCCUGGUCUUCUCGCCAAUAGUGCAGCUUUGUGGGUUCUGGGCCGCUUCAUCAGCAAGAAAAAUAAAGCCAUCAUCUUUAUGAUCAAUCUCUCCGUGGCUGACCUUGCUCAUGUGCUCUCCUUACCCCUCCGGAUUUAUUAUUACAUCAGCCACCACUGGCCUUUCCAGAGAGUCCUUUGCCUGCUGUGCUUCUACCUGAAGUAUCUCAACAUGUAUGCCAGCAUCUGUUUCCUGACGUGCAUCAGCCUUCAGAGAUGUUUCUUUCUCCUCAGGCCCUUCAAAGCCAGAAACUGGAAGCGUAGGUAUGACGUGGGCAUCAGUGCUGCUAUCUGGGUCAGUGUGGGGACCGCCUGCUUGCCAUUUCCUAUCCUGAGAAAUGAAGACUUAGCCAACCACACAGAUUCCUGCUUUGCUGAUCUUGGUUACAAGCGAAUGGAUGAAGUGGCGUUGGUUGGAAUGGUGACAGUUGCUGAACUGACGGGAUUUGUCAUCCCAGUGGUUAUCAUUGCAUGGUGUACUUGGAAAACAACUAUAUCCCUGCGAAAGCCACCAGAGGCUUUCCAAGGAAUCAGUGAGAGGCAGAAAGCACUGCGAAUGGUUUUCAUGUGUGCUGCAGUCUUCUUCAUCUGCUUCACCCCCUAUCACAUUAAUUUUGUUUUUUACACCAUGGUAAAGGAAGAAAUCAUUAGAAGUUGCUUCAUUGCCCAAAGCACACUGUAUUUCCAUCCUUUUUGUUUAUGUCUUGCAAGUCUAUGUUGUCUUUUAGAUCCAAUUCUCUAUUACUUCAUGGCCUCAGAGUUUCGUGACCAACUAUCUCGCCGUAGUACUUCUGUGACUCGUUCCCGUCUCAUGAGUAAGGAGAGUGGUUCAUCAAUGAUUAGCUAA
Messenger RNA from Echinops telfairi (small Madagascar hedgehog), 1140 nucleotides. Its product is annotated as putative P2Y purinoceptor 10. NCBI's taxonomy places the organism in Eukaryota, Metazoa, Chordata, Mammalia, Afrosoricida, Tenrecidae. Gene Ontology annotation, cellular component: membrane. The transcript is spliced from 2 exons. Gene Ontology annotation, molecular function: G protein-coupled receptor activity. Gene Ontology annotation, biological process: phospholipase C-activating G protein-coupled receptor signaling pathway; positive regulation of Rho protein signal transduction. Bases 1 to 1140 code for a protein of 379 amino acids. The record is from RefSeq and is a predicted model, not a curated record.